Messenger RNA from Syzygium oleosum, 2791 nucleotides. RefSeq names its product scarecrow-like protein 6. The transcript has 2 exons. The record is from RefSeq and is a predicted model, not a curated record. Gene Ontology annotation, biological process: regulation of DNA-templated transcription. Gene Ontology annotation, cellular component: nucleus. Lineage: Eukaryota; Viridiplantae; Streptophyta; Magnoliopsida; Myrtales; Myrtaceae. Gene Ontology annotation, molecular function: DNA-binding transcription factor activity; sequence-specific DNA binding. Bases 377 to 2464 code for a protein of 695 amino acids.
GGGGUGGUGUUUGGAGAUAUGACGGCGUGUGGGCUCAUGGUGGGGGAGAGGGAGCAAGUGAAGAAGAAGAACAAGAGCGAGCUGGGGUCGUGCAGCGGGGGUGGGUUCUGGAUCUGCAUGCAUUCGACGGGUUCCGUUUGGUUCGGGGACGCCGGAGCUGGGUGCUUGGCAAUCUGAUUCCCGUCUCUGUGUUUUUUUUGUGGGUGGGUUCUUGUUCCGUGUUUUGAGUCGUUCUCUUCGUUUUUUUCUCGAGAGCUUUGGACGUUUCUGGGUUUGGUCUGAAUCGGUGGAGCUCUGUGGUUGUGUUUCGGGGGGGUUUCGAAGAUAGCAUUUCUUUUUUGUUGUUUGUUUGGUGUGCGAGUGUCUCUUUCUUUAGAUGAAGGCCACGCCCUUACCCUCUGAGGAGCUUCAAAGGAAAGGGGUGGUGCUAGAUUUCUCUGCUUCUUCAGAUUCAUCCCAAAAGGACCACCGCCCCCACCACCACCACCACCACCAAGAACAGCACCAGAAGUGGUUGAACACGGAAACCCCAAGAAGCAAAUUGGGAAAUUUCUAUGUGGGCAGUGAGAAAUCCUUAUUUCUUGAAAUCAAAAGAAGCCCAAGCCCUCAACCGUCCUCUACACUGUCUUCCUCUCUCAACAGCGGCGGAGGAGGUGGUGCCUCGACCGACACCACCGGCGCGGCGGCGGCGGCUUCGGGCUACAACACGCCUCAAGGUGCUCUAGCAAAAUGUGGGAUGGGAGUGGAGGACUGGGAAGGUGUUUUGCCUGAGAACAGUCAAGAGCAGUCAAUUCUGAGGAUGAUAAUGGGCGACAUUGAGGACCCAUCUAUGGGACUGAGCAAGCUCUUGCAGAGCACUGGUGGGUCUCAAGAACUGGAAUUCAGUGCAGGAUUUGGGGUGCUGGAUCCAGGUUUCAGCUUUGAGCCUGUGACCAGCACCAAUUUGAACAUCGAGACUUCUCUGCAUGACUCAGGCCCUGAUUUCGCUCUCAGUGCCCAAAAUCUACAUGGCAACAAUCAACAUCACAAUGAAUCUCUUGAUGAAAAGCCCAUGAUUUUCAACCCGCAAGCGAUUAUUAACCAGAACCAGGCACAGUUCUCCCCAAAUCCUUCUUUUUUCCUGCCAUCAGGACAUGCUCAGAUGCAGGAUCAUCACCUGUUGUUGCUGCCACCCCUGAAGAGGCUAAACCCCGGCUCCAUUGAGCUGAAUUAUUCCGGCCCUGGAACCGGCUUGUUGGAUUCCGGGCAGGACUUGUUCGCCCGGCGACAGCAGCAUCAGCAGCUUCAAUUGCAUCCUCAACAAUUUCAGCAGAGGCCAGUGGCAGCUGUGAUGAAACAGAAGAUGGUAAACGACGACAUCGCGACCCACCAGCUUCAGCAGGCGAUACUUGAACAGCUUUAUAAGGCCGUGGAGCUGAUCGAAACUGGACACCCGGUACUCGCGCAAGGGAUAUUGGCGCGGCUCAAUCACCAGCUCUCUCCUAUUGGUAAGCCUUUUCAUAGGGCUGCCUUUUAUGUCAAGGAGGCUCUGCAGUUGCUCCUCCAUGCUAAUUCGACUAAUCCUCCGGCCUUCUUGCCUUUUAGUCUCAUUUACAAGAUCGGUGCUUAUAAGUCGUUCUCUGAGAUCUCUCCUGUCCUUCAAUUUGCAAACUUUACGUGUAACCAAGCCUUUCUUGAAGCAUUGGAAGGAUUUGACAGAGUCCACAUAAUUAGUUUCGACAUUGGUUAUGGCGGGCAAUGGGCUUCUCUGAUGCAAGAACUCGCAUUGCGGAAUGGGGGCGCUCCCUCGCUCAAGAUUACUGCUUUUGCAUCUCCCACGACCCAUGACGAGCUCGAGCUCGGCCUCACCCAGGAAAACCUUAAGCAUUUUGCCAGUGAAAUUAAUGUUGCCUUAGAAUUUGAAGUCAUAAACAUCGAGGCUUUAAGUUCAACACCUUGGCCACUGCCCCUCAAUGUGCCAGAUGGCGAGGCGAUUGCUGUGAAUCUUCCUAUUGGCUCCUUUUCUGCUCACCCGUCAUUUUUGCCGCUAGCACUUCGAUUUGUGAAGCAACUCUCCCCCAAAAUUGUGAUGUCACUGGAUAGAAGUUGCGACCGAACCGAUCUCCCAUUUAUGCAACAGGUAGUCCAAACCCUCGAUUGUUAUUCAAGCUUGCUUGAAUCCCUUGAUGCUGUGAAUGUGAACUUGGAGUUAUUGCAAAAGAUCGAGAAGUACUAUCUUCAACCUGGCAUCGAGAAAAUCCUAAUGGGUCGGCACCGGACACCAGAGAGAACUGUUUUUUGGAGGUCGCUGUUUUUGUCAUCUGGGUUCUCCCCAUUGACAUUUAGCAAUUUCAACGAAUCUCAAGCCGAGUGUCUCGUGCAGCGGACCCCCGUUCGGGGUUUCCACAUAGAGAAGAGACAGCAUUCUCUCGUGCUCUGCUGGCAGCGGAAAGAGCUUGUAUCCGCGUCUGCUUGGAGAUGCUGAGGAGCUUGCAUCUCAUGAGCAAAGUUCUGCAAAUUGGCCUUCAUCAUGAAGGUGACACACCCUAUUGCCUUUUGAUGCUGAUCUUUACUUUUUCUUAAUUGCUGAUGGAUGUAGUAUGCUAAUCAUCUAUCUGGUUUGGGUCUACUAUUUCCAAUUAAAGACCAGCCAACUUGGUGACUGAAUCACUUUGUACUGUUUUAGCGUCUUACUUUGGAUAUGGGUGUUAAAUGGUGUAUGAUGCUUAUUCCAUGUUUUGCGGAUGUAGCUGAUUGUUGUACACUUGACAACGAUGUUAAGUAAGAUAUUGACAAAGAAAUUGACCUUGAA